AUGUCGGAUCCGUUCUCGAUCGCAAGCGGCUCAGCCGGGCUUGUGUCCCUCGGACUCACAUUGUGCAAGGGCUUAGCCGAAUACAUCUCGGCUAUCAAAAGUCAUGGUGAAGAUGUCAGAAACCUCGAAACGAAGCUGAAUACCCUUCAGAUGUUUCUGGCGGCUGUUGAUACAACCCUGAAAGAACUGCCUCAUCUGCAGGGAUGUCGGUUGCCUGGAGAUGUCGUCAAGUUAGUGGAGGCUUCACUAGACCAAUCCAAGGACGGGAUGGUGAGACUGGCUGGACACUUGGAAGAAUGCUCACGGAGAAUUCAGUCAACAUGUUCUUUACCUGCAUGCCCAUCAAACCUCCAUAAGAUGGGAAAGAGAGCAGUAUACUAUUUCCGCAGGGGGACCCUGAAAGAGCUUGAGCAAAUGCUCGGAUCUGUCCAAGACCAGCUCAGCCUCUCUCUGACUCUACUAAACGUGCGUUUCUUGACCUCUCAAUCUCAAGAUUAUCGCCAAAUUGCCGAGUACAUGUCAUUAUCGACUACAAGACUCCUCAGCCUCCAAUCCUCUGUCACUGGCCUCGAGAAAAACAUUUCAAAUACUUCUGAGACCGUCACCACUCUAUCUGAGAAACUCGCCAUGGCUCAAGACAGCUUGCAACUUACUACCGCGCAAUUUCACGAGUUAGCAACAUCAUUGCAGCGUCUCCUCCAGAGGGUCAUCUCACUUCUUGCGCUUAUUGCAAUCCCUCUCCUGAACGUGACCUUGACCGUCUUGAGACGUGCCUACCGAGAUGUACCACGGAGCAUUCUUUCGCUUCCUACAGACAACAUCCUCUUUGAGGAUAUGAUAGGUCGGUCAUUCAGUCUUCAAUUCAGCUUGGUCUGUGAAUGGCAAAUUUUCGAGGCCUUCCUCACAACCCGUUUUGAAGAUACCCCAGGCGAGUCUUUUGUCAACUCCGGUCAAUAUCAUCUGCUUGAUGGACUACAGGGCACAGUACUCCCGAGGUCACGACGAGGGUGGGCCAAUUCCAUCUCCCCCGGCUCCAAGGUAGUCAUGUCUCUACGAGCUGAGAACCACUUCCCGGAGCACUGCCCAAGAUGCGGUGCUGCGCUAAACAACGGACCAGGGAGCCGUGUGGUAAAAUGCACCACUAUUGGAUGCUGGACCGCUUUCCAAGAGACCAGAGACGCGAUUGAAGAUUUCCUAGAGAAUGGCUCCGAGCUGGAGGCUCUGAACACGACCACAAUCAUUCCAUUCAACCUCCGAGCCAAGGGCCUUGCUCUGGACCUCGUCGUGCAAAACAUGGCCAACGCCUUCAACCAGUUUUUCAACCCCAUCGCCCUGCAGGCCAUCAUCUGGAAGUACUAUGCAGUGUACAUCGCCAUCGACAUUGCCUAUGCCAUGGACAUCUAUCUGUGGUUCCCUAAGACGAAGGAGUUUACCAUUGAGGAGACCUCCCUUGUCUUUGACUUUCCUGGAAAGGACGGUCGCAAGAUGGCGGCGACUGCCCUUGCGAAUCGAAUACGUGAGGGGGGGGACACUGAUAGGGAGUCUGACAGUGUGAAGGUGGACAUGAACCAUGUUAAGUCCAAGUAG
This is a messenger RNA of Fusarium keratoplasticum, 1587 nucleotides long. RefSeq lists its product as uncharacterized. Gene Ontology annotation, biological process: transmembrane transport. The record is from RefSeq and is a predicted model, not a curated record. The transcript has 8 exons. Gene Ontology annotation, molecular function: transmembrane transporter activity. Lineage: Eukaryota; Fungi; Ascomycota; Sordariomycetes; Hypocreales; Nectriaceae. Bases 1 to 1587 code for a protein of 528 amino acids. Gene Ontology annotation, cellular component: membrane.